Messenger RNA from Elaeis guineensis (African oil palm), 980 nucleotides. RefSeq lists its product as uncharacterized. Lineage: Eukaryota; Viridiplantae; Streptophyta; Magnoliopsida; Arecales; Arecaceae. The record is from RefSeq and is a predicted model, not a curated record.
CUAACCCUCCUGUCCGAUCGCCGUCAAUUUAUCAGCUCACUGUCUCAACUCCGCACUGCCUUCCCCUCUCCCUCUCUCGCUCUCUCUGAGACAUGGAACAACGCGGCAAUCUCUCUCCAAAUCCAAACGCCAACCCAAACCCUCCGAACCAGGAACCCGUAGCGCCACCGGCGGCGGAGGCGGUGGCUGCGGAGGCUCCUCCAGCAAAGAAGAGGAAGCUGGAGGAUGGGGGGUUCCAGAACACCCCCUACUUCAAGAUUCGCUGCAUGGUCCGAGAUCUUCGCCCUCUGUUCCUCGAGCUUCUCCGGACCCCAGACUUCAGGAACAGCAAAGCGGCUCAUGACAUUCGAAACCAGAUGAAGAUUAUGUUGGAAUUGUUAAAGCAACUGAAUACUGAUAUACCAGAGGAAGAAAAGCAGGCAGCACAAAAUCAAUCCGGUGAGGCACCUAAUGUAUCAGAUAAUAUCAUGGCGCAGAAAAAGGUUCAAGGAGCAAAGGCCACAGACGUAACAGAAUUUGCAAAGCAACUGGAAGAAGUGGUUCAGGAGACUUACAUGAUUGGUGGAUCUCCAGUUGGUUGGAACUUUCUUGUUUACCCUGGAAGCAAACCACUUUAUUAUGGUGUAACAAAAGCCAGUGUUCUGUCACGUCAAGUUGCCAAGUAGAACAUUGCAAUCCGAUGUCAGCUCCAAACAUUGAUGAGGGAAUCUGAAACUCGCCAGCUUGCAUGAACCAGGCAAAUCAAGUAACCAACUGCUGAAAGCCUGAAAUCAGAGGGAUAUAGAAACUCGAGGGAUGCUGUCAUGUGUCUGUUAAAUUUGGUGAGUUGUAGUUUGCCUUCAAUCGUGAAGAAAUGAAGGCAUCCUUUCCUUUGCAACCAUCUCUUUUACUAAAAAUGCAAACCUGUAAAAUAUUGUUACUAUGAUACUGAGUUUGCAUCAUUCCAACUUUUACUAGAAUGUGGAUUCAAAUUUUGGUUC